AGCCGCCUGGGGGGUGCUGCUGUGAGUGCCUGAUCGCUGAGCCCAAGGAUGGCCGUGGAUGGGCAGUAGAGGCACGGUGGCCCCGGGCGCCUGUCCAGUCCUUCUGUCUGUCGGCGUGUCUUUCCCGACACCACCGCAGCUCCGCCCCCUCCUGUCCCAGCCCCAGCACUGGCUUCUUGUGGGCCCAGAGCCGGCAUGAACUCUCCCACCGAGUCGGAUGGCGUGGCUGGCCGGGAGCCGUCCCUGGAGAUCCUGCCGCGGACACCACUGCACAGCAUCGCUGUGGCAGUGGAGGUGAAGCCGGCAAUGCCCGGGGCCAUGCCCAGUGCCGUGGGCCCCGGGGUGCGGCAGGGGAGGCAGCGGCUGGAGCAGCAGCUGCUCGUCCUGCGCCACAAGGAAAAGAGCAAAGAGAGUGCCAUCGCCAGCACCGAGGUAAAGCUGCGGCUGCAGGAAUUCCUUCUGUCCAAGUCGAAGGAGCCCACACCAGGCGGCCUCAACCAUUCCCUCCCUCAGCACCCCAAGUGCUGGGGAGCCCACCACGCUUCUUUGGACCAGAGUUCCCCUCCCCAGAGCGGCCCCCCCGGGACACCUCCCUCCUACAAGCUGCCUCUCCUGGGGCCCUACGACAGCCGUGAUGACUUCCCCCUCCGCAAGACAGCCUCGGAACCCAACCUGAAAGUACGGUCAAGGCUAAAGCAGAAGGUGGCCGAGCGGAGAAGCAGCCCGCUGCUGCGCCGCAAGGAUGGGACCGUUAUCAGCACCUUCAAGAAGAGAGCUGUGGAGAUCACGGGUGCCGGCUCUGGGGUGUCGUCUGUGUGUAACAGUGCGCCUGGCUCCGGCCCCAGCUCUCCCAACAGCUCCCACGGCACCAUCGCCGAGAACGGCUUCACGGGCUCUGUCCCCAACAUCCCCACCGAGAUGCUCCCACAGCACAGGGCCCUGCCUCUAGACGGCGCCCCCAGCCAGUUCAGCCUCUACACAUCCCCCUCGCUACCCAAUAUCUCGCUCGGGCUGCAGGCCACCGUCACCGUCUCCAACUCGCGCCUCACGGCCUCCCCGAAGCUGGCCACACAGCAGGAGGCCGAGAGGCAGGCCCUCCAGUCUUUGCAGCUGGGCAGCCCACUGACUGGCAAGUUCAUGAGUACCUCCUCCAUCCCGGGCUGCCUGCUGGGUGUGGCGCUGGAGGGCGACGCGGGAACCCAUGGGCACGCAUCCCUGCUACAGCAUGUGCUGCUGCUGGAGCAGGCCCGGCAGCAGAGCACCCUCCUCGCAGUGCCGCUGCACGGGCAGUCCCCCCUGGUGACGGGUGAACGCAUGGCCACCAGCAUGCGGACGGUGAGCAAGCUGCCCCGGCACCGGCCACUGAGCCGCACGCAGUCCUCGCCGCUGCCUCAGAGUCCCCAGGCCCUCCAGCAGCUUGUCACGCAGCAGCAGUUCCUGGAGAAGCAGAAGCAGCAGCAGCUGCAGCUGGGCAAGAUCCUCACUAAGACGGGAGAGCUGCCCAGGCCACCUACCACACACCCUGAGGAGACUGAGGAGGAGCUCACAGAGCAGCAGGAGGCCUUGCUGGGUGAGGGAACCCUGGCGGUGCCCCGGGAAGGCUCCACGGAGAGCGAGAGCACCCAGGAGGACCUGGAGGAGGAGGAGGAGGACGAGGAGGACGAGGUGGACGGCUGCGUCCAGGUCCAGGACCUGGCAGGCGACAGCGGCCCAGAGGAAGGCCCUGACCUGGAGGAGCUCGGUGCCGGCUACAGAAAGCUCUUCGCAGAUGCCCAGCAGCUGCCGCCCCUGCGCAUGUACCAGGCACCCCUCAGCCUGGCUGCUGUGCCCCACCAGGCCCUGGGCCGCACCCAGUCCUCGCCCGCUGCAACAGGGGGUGUGAAGAGCCCCCCAGACCCGCCCGCCAAGCUCCUCUUCACCACUGGUGUGGUGUACGACACGUUCAUGCUGAAGCACCAGUGUGUGUGCGGGAACACGCAUGUCCACCCCGAGCACGCCGGCCGCAUCCAGAGCAUCUGGUCACGGCUGCAGGAGACUGGCCUGCUGGGGAAGUGCGAGCGGGUGCGGGGCCGCAAGGCCACCCUGGACGAGAUCCAGACGGUGCACUCAGAGUUCCACACGCUGCUCUACGGGACCAGCCCGCUCAACCGGCAGAAGCUGGACAGCAAGAAGCUGCUCGGCCCCCUCAGCCAGAAGAUGUACGCCGUGCUGCCCUGUGGGGGCAUUGGGGUGGACAGCGACACUGUGUGGAACGAGAUGCACUCCUCCAGCGCUGCACGCAUGGCCGUGGGCUGCCUGCUGGAGCUGGCCUUCAAGGUGGCCGCGGGUGAGCUCAAGAAUGGCUUUGCCAUCAUCCGGCCCCCAGGACACCACGCCGAGCAGUCCACGGCCAUGGGAUUCUGCUUCUUCAACUCCGUAGCCAUCACGGCCAAGCUGCUUCAGCAGAAGCUGAACGUGGGCAAGGUCCUCAUCGUAGACUGGGACAUCCACCACGGCAACGGCACGCAGCAGGCCUUCUACAGCGACCCUUCUGUGCUCUACAUCUCGCUGCACCGCUAUGACAACGGCAACUUCUUCCCGGGCUCCGGGGCUCCCGAGGAGGUUGGCGGGGGCCCCGGCGCGGGGUACAACGUGAACGUGGCCUGGACGGGUGGCGUGGACCCGCCCAUCGGGGACGUGGAGUACCUGACAGCCUUCAGGACCGUGGUCAUGCCCAUUGCCCACGAGUUCGCGCCGGAUGUGGUCCUCGUCUCCGCGGGGUUCGACGCUGUGGAAGGACACUUGUCCCCUCUGGGUGGCUACUCUGUCACCGCCAGAUGCUUUGGCCACCUGACCAGGCAGCUGAUGACGCUGGCGGGGGGCCGGGUGGUGCUGGCCCUGGAGGGGGGCCACGAUCUGACCGCCAUCUGUGAUGCCUCUGAGGCCUGUGUCUCCGCCCUGCUCAGCGUGGAGUUGCAGCCCUUGGAUGAGGCCGUGCUACAGCAGAAGCCCAGCAUCAAUGCAGUGGCCACGCUCGAGAAAGUCAUCGAGAUCCAGGGCAAACACUGGAGCUGCGUACAGAGGUUCUCCGAGGGGCUGGGCCGCUCCCUGUGGGAGGCGCAGGCGGGGGAGGCGGAGGAGGCAGAGACUGUGAGCGCCAUGGCGCUGCUGUCCGUGGGCGCCGAUACAGGGUACUGUGUACCUGGCCUUGAAGGGGGCCCCCAUGCCGCCUCUCAGGCCCAUCUGUCCCGCAGACCGGCGGAGGAACCCAUGGAGCAGGAGCCUGCCCUGUGACCCCCGCCCUGGCCCAGCCUUCAUCAUUGUGAUUUUGU
Fukomys damarensis (Damara mole-rat) is the source of this 3311-nucleotide messenger RNA. RefSeq names its product histone deacetylase 5 (gene Hdac5). Gene Ontology annotation, biological process: negative regulation of transcription by RNA polymerase II; chromatin organization. The record is from RefSeq and is a predicted model, not a curated record. NCBI's taxonomy places the organism in Eukaryota, Metazoa, Chordata, Mammalia, Rodentia, Bathyergidae. The transcript is spliced from 27 exons. The coding region runs from base 196 to 3273 and encodes 1025 amino acids. Gene Ontology annotation, cellular component: histone deacetylase complex. Gene Ontology annotation, molecular function: histone deacetylase activity.